UGUUUAAUUCAGCGCAGCACUUACAUUUUAUUGUAACAGCGCGCAAACUUGUGCAGCGCUGUUCGCGCCCACAUCUGCGUCUCAUAGCAUCGCUCAGCCCAGGCAGCAAACGUUGUCCUUCGUAAAUUGUGAAAUUACAUCUCGGAGGAAAGGGAGGAGAAAUAAUUCGGCUUCCCUAAAUUCACCUGUGCUGCCGCCUCCUGGAUGGUGUAGUAUACGCGCUCUCUCGCCCAUAUAUGAGACUCACCCAAAGCGGGAGAGCAGCGUGCAGCCGAACGGGAUGGAGAGGAGUACGAUGCCAACGUUCAGUGCCCUCUUUCUGCUCGGGGUCUUACUGACGGGGACGCGAGCCACGGAGAGAAGCCCAGGAACGGGAAUGCUUGGGGAAAGGGAAAACGGCGUGGAGAGCCUGUGCGAGGUUAAAACAGUGACCGUGUCUACCCUGCCCGUUCUGCGGGAAAAUGAGUUCAGUUUUACCGGUGGAGGUUCGGGGAGUGUGGCUGGUGGUGGAGGUGGAGGAGGAGGAGGUGGCGACGGUGGUACUGGCGGCGGCGGCGGCGGCGGGGGAGGAGGGGAGUCUCAGCUCCUGCUCUUCGUCAGGACAGACGUACCUGGAAGAAUAUCUGUUUUGGAUGACCUCGACAACACCGCUCUGCCGUACUUCACGCUUGAGAUGUCCGGCACCGGGGCGGAGAUCUCCCUGGUGCACUGGAAGCAGCAGUGGCUGGAGAACGGGACGUUGUACUUCCACGUGUCCCUGAGCAGCGCUGAGCAGCUGUCCCACACCACCCCGCCACCCGCCCAGGAGCCCGCUCAUGUGCUGCACGAGCACGUGCACCUGCUGCACAUCUCCGUCAUGGGAGGCCUGAUUGCGCUGCUCCUCCUCAUCCUCCUCUUCGCGGUGGUGCUGUUCGCGCGCCGGCGGUGGUGCCGGCGCAGACGGGCUCCGCAGAAGAGCGCCAGCACGGAGGCCACGCACGAGAUCCACUACAUCCCGUCCGUCCUGCUGGGCCCGCAGGGCCGGGACAGCUUCCGCAGCGGCCGGCUGCAGCCGCACGGGGCCGCCAUCGGCAUGCCCAUCCGCGAGACGCCCAUCCUCGACAACUACGAGUGCGAGGAGGAGGAGGAGGACGAAGAGGAGGAGAGCGAGCGGCUGGAGAAGACCCCCGAGCUGGGGAGGCCGGGCGGCCGGGAGAACAGCCCCGGCCCGGAGACCCAGAGAGCCCUCGACUCCAAGCAGGAGACGGUGGAGGCGCUGAUGCUGAAGUUCAAGGAGAGCUUCCGCUCCAACACGCCCGUCGACAUCGCCCAUCUGCAGCAGGUCACACACAGCUCGUCCACCGGCAGGAAGAGACGACGCAGCCUCUCCAGAGGCGGUGGGGUGUUCGGUCACCCGGGAGAUUCGGGCUCGGAGGCGGACGAUGAGACGCAGAUGAAGUUUUACACAGAGCAACACAGGGGCCGGCGUCGCAGCAAAGGUUCCCCCCGCAGCCCGGUGAACAAGCCCACCCUGACCCUGAUCACCAUCAGCACCUGCGUCCUGGCCGUGGUGUACAGCAGCCAGGUGUCCUGCCCCCUCACCGUGAGGGUCACUCUGCACGUGCCUGAGCACUUCAUCGCCGACGGGAGCAGUUUCGUGGUGAGCAUGGGCAGCUACCUGGACGUGUCGGACUGGCUGAACCCCGCCAAGCUGACCCUGUACUACCAGACCAACUCCACGUCCCAGUGGGUGCGGGACUACUGCGGGCAGAGGACCACGGACCCCUGUGAGCAGCUGUGUGACCAGGACACAGGUGAAUGCAGCUGUCACGAGGGCUACUCCCCCGACCCUCUCCACAAGCACCUCUGUGUCCGCAGCGACUGGGGCCGCAACGAAGGUCCCUGGCCGUACGCCAACCUGGAGAAGGGCUACGACUUGGUCACCGGGCAACAAGCGCCAGAAAAAAUAUUCAGGACCACGUACAGCCUGGGGCAGGGUCUGUGGCUGCCAGUCAGCAAGAGUUUUGUGGUGCCCCCAAUGGAGCUGUCAAUCAACCCGCUGGCCAGCUGCAAGACGGACGUCCUGGUCACCGAGGAUCCCGGGGACAUCAGGGAGGAGUCCAUCAUGUCCACGUACUUCGAGACGGUGGACGACCUGCUCUCGUCCUUCGGGCCCGUGCGCGACUGCUCCAGAGACAACGGCGGCUGCAGGAAGAACUUCAAGUGCGUGUCGGACCGGCGAGUGGACUCCUCAGGCUGCAUGUGCCCUGAGGGACUGAGACCGAUGAAAGAUGGCUCGGGUUGCUAUGACUACUCGAAGGGCACAGACUGCUCCGACGGCUUCAACGGGGGCUGUGAGCAGCUGUGCCUGCAGCAGCUGGUGCCUCUCCCUAGGGACCCCACCUCCAGCAACGUGCUCAUGUUCUGCGGGUGCGUGGAGGAGUACAGGCUGGCUCUGGACGGGCGUACCUGCGUGUUGCAGUCCGAGGUUUGUGAGGGACCGGCCUGCCAGCGCCACGGCUCCCGCUUCAACGACACCCUCUUCGGAGAAAUGCUGCAUGGCUACAACAACAAGACCCAGCAGGUGCAUCUGGGCCAGGUGUUCCAGAUGACGUUCAGGGACAAUAACUUCAUCAAGGACUUCCCCCAGCUGGCCGAUGGGCUGAUGGUCAUCCCGCUGCCCGUGGAGGAGCAGUGCCGAGGGGUUCUGUCUGAGCCUCAGCCCAACCUGCAGCUCCUCACAGGAGAUGCUCAGGUCAACGAGGCGAUGGGAUAUCCCAUGGUGCAACAGUGGAGAGUCCGCAGUAACCUGUAUAAGGUGAAGCUGAGCUCCAUCACGCUGUCUGCAGGCUUCUCCAAGGUGCUGAAGGUGCUGAACGCGGAGAGCUCGCGUGAGGAGCUGCUGUCCUUCAUCCUGCAGUACGGCAGCCAUUACGUGUCCGAGGCGCUGUACGGCUCCGAGCUCACCUGCACCAUCUACUUCCCCAGCAAGAAGGUCCAGCAGCAGCUCUGGCUCCAGUACCAGAAAGAGACCACGGACCUGGGCAGCCGCAGGGAGCUGAAGUCCAUGCCCUUCAUCACCUACCUGACCGGCCUGCUGGCCGUGCAGCGCCUCUCCGAGGACCACCUGGUGUCGGGCGUGGAGAUCCGCUGCGAGGAGAAGGGUCGCUGCCCCUCGGCCUGCCACCUGUGCCGCCGGCCCGGCCUGGAGCAGCCCAGCCCCACCCCCGUCCUGCUGGAGGUCACCCGCAUCGUGCCCCUCUACAGCCUGGUGCAGGACAACGUCACCAAGGCGGCUUUCAGGAGUGCCACCAUGAGCUCAUACUGGUGUGCGGGGAGAGGUGACGUCAUCGAGAACUGGUGCCGCUGCGACCUGAACGCGUUCAGCAAGGAGGGCCUGCCCACCUGCAGCUCCCUGCGCCAGCCUGUCCUGCGUCUGGCCCCACACCUGGAGCCCUCCAGCACCAUGGCAGCCCUGGAGUGGCUGGACGUGGAGCCCCUCAUCGGCUGCAAGGUGUCCGACUACAUCAUCCAGCACAAGAAGGUGGAGGACCCAUCCGAGGCUGAGAUUUACACAGGGGAGGUGCUGAGUUUCUCUGAUGACCUCCUCUCGGGGCUCGGCUCCUCGUGCAUCGCGGCGGGACGGCGGCAUGGUGACCACGCCCACUCCGUGCUCUACUCCCUGGUGUUCAAGUGCUUGGAGCCCGACAGCCUCUACAAGUUCACGCUCCACGCGGUGGACAGCCGAGGACGGCGCUCUGAGUCCAGCUUCGUCCUGGUCAGGACCUCCUGCCCCCUGGUGGAUGACAUCAGAGCGGAGGAAAUCGCGGACAAAGUCUACAACCUGUACAACGGCUACACCAGUGGGAAGGAGCAACAGACGGCCUACAACACCCUGAUGGAGAUCUCCCCACCCAUGCUGUACCGCGUGCAGCACCACUACAACUCCCACUACGAGAAAUUUGGCGACUUUGUGUGGAGGAGUGAGGACGAACUGGGCCCAAGGAAGGCGCACCUGAUCCUGCGCAGGGUGGAGCGGAUCAGUGCGUACUGCGGGGGGCUCCUCCGCAGCUCGUCCAUCCAGAGUCGGACAGACACGGUGCCGUACGUGCUGUGCAGGAGGGAGGACGCGGCGCCCGGCGCCUCGCUGUGGCACAGCUCCCUGCAGGAGACCCGCGCCUCCUGCACCGAGAAACUCAUGUCCGUGCCGCGCAACGCCUACGGGGACGCCAAGCUGCGAUGA
This is a messenger RNA of Conger conger (European conger), 4222 nucleotides long. Its product is annotated as astrotactin-2-like. The transcript has 23 exons. Bases 281 to 4222 code for a protein of 1313 amino acids. Lineage: Eukaryota; Metazoa; Chordata; Actinopteri; Anguilliformes; Congridae. The record is from RefSeq and is a predicted model, not a curated record. Gene Ontology annotation, biological process: neuron migration; neuron cell-cell adhesion.